Messenger RNA from Emiliania huxleyi CCMP1516, 1029 nucleotides. RefSeq names its product serine dehydratase. The transcript has 2 exons. Gene Ontology annotation, molecular function: L-serine ammonia-lyase activity; threonine deaminase activity; pyridoxal phosphate binding. Gene Ontology annotation, biological process: L-serine catabolic process; L-threonine catabolic process. Lineage: Eukaryota; Haptophyta; Isochrysidales; Noelaerhabdaceae. The coding region runs from base 1 to 1029 and encodes 342 amino acids. The record is from RefSeq and is a predicted model, not a curated record.
AUGCUGCUCGCGCUCUCAGCCGCGCUCGCCUCCUCGGCAGAAGCUCCUGUGCCGGACGUGCACAUCCACACACCCCUCCUCCGGUCGAGCAAGCUCUCCGAGCGCGUCGGCGGCCCCGUCUACCUCAAGAUGGACGCGCUGCAGCCCGGCGGGUCCUUCAAGGCGCGUGGCAUCGGCCGGCUCUGCACGCACCUCGUGCGUGAGCGGGGAGUCACGCGCCUAGUCUCGUCCUCCUGCGCGAAUGCGGGCAUGGCUGUCGCAGUCGCUGGCCGGGCGCUCGGCGUGGCCACCACGAUUGUCGCGUCGGACGUCGACCGCGGCUGCCGGCUGCUGGAGAGCUUCCGGAGGCUCGGCGCGGAGGUGCUACUGGAAGGGAAGGAGUGGAACGACGCCGACGCGCGCGCACGCGCACUCGGGGACGAGCCCGCAUCCGCGUACGUGCCAAUGUUUGACCACCCUCUCAUCGUCGACGGCCACUCGAGCCUGGACCGCAACGGCGAGCCGCCCGGCUGCAUCGUCCUCUCGGUGGGCGGAGGAGGGCUGCUGAGCGGCGUCUGCGAAGGGCUCAAGAGAGUGGGCUGGGGGUCGGUGCCAGUGUAUGCGUGCCAGUCGGAGCGCUGCAACCUGCUGGACCGGGCGAUGGCCAGCGGGCGGACGCCGACGCCGACGCACAUCUACUCCGCCGACGGGCACGACCUCGGCACGCGGGCAGUCGCGCAGGCGGCCCUCGACUGCAGCGCGGAGCUGGACGUGCGCUCGCUGCUCGUGAGCGACCGCGCGACUCUCGCCGCGGUGGGCGAGUUUCUCGACGACGAGCGAGUGAUGGUCGAACCCCUGUGCGCCGUCGCCCUCGCGGCGCUCUACACUCGGCCGGAGCUCUUCCGGCAGCACGGCUCGGUCGUGGUGGUGGUGUGCGGCGGCAGCCUCUGCUCGCUCGACGACGUGGUGGCGUGGCGGCGGCGGGCGGAGCGCGGUUUGGCGGCGACGAGCGACGACGAUGAGCCCGGUCAUGGACAUGGUGAGAGUUAG